This is a messenger RNA of Polyodon spathula (Mississippi paddlefish), 3524 nucleotides long. It is a transcript of the gene fto, whose product is annotated as FTO alpha-ketoglutarate dependent dioxygenase. The record is from RefSeq and is a predicted model, not a curated record. Lineage: Eukaryota; Metazoa; Chordata; Actinopteri; Acipenseriformes; Polyodontidae. Gene Ontology annotation, biological process: DNA alkylation repair; RNA repair; regulation of multicellular organism growth. Gene Ontology annotation, molecular function: broad specificity oxidative DNA demethylase activity; ferrous iron binding; mRNA N6-methyladenosine dioxygenase activity. Bases 37 to 1512 code for a protein of 491 amino acids. The transcript is spliced from 10 exons.
CGGUGAUUCAAACCAGGGUAAAGAAACACGAGCGGGAUGAAGCGGUCAGAUAAUUCCGAUAAUGAUAAGGAAAUCAAGAAACAGAAGUUGCUGCAAGAGCUUGGAGGACUGCAGAUACCGUAUCUAACACCUGCUGAUGAAGGCUUUCAGCAGCUGUGGAAGACCAAGUACUCCAAACUAGCCCUGAAGGAAGCCCACAGCACUCCUCUGGAGCUGCAUAGCCAGGUCCAGACAGCGCUCUCCAUCCUCCUGGAGCGCGGCUGCUUGUUCCGGGACCUGGUCCAGAUGAAAGGUAAAGACAUGUUCACACCGGUGUCCCGCGUUCUCAUUGGAGCCCCGGGACACACCUACAAAUACCUGAACACCAGACUGUUCACCAUCCCCUGGCCUGCUUCUGGCGCAGUGGUCAGGUACUGCGACGAUGAGGUGGCCAGAGCCUGCCAGGCUGUGAAAGACCUCAACGACUACCUGUGCGUGGAAGCAAAGAGGUGUCUGACACGGCGUGAAGGAGCGCUGAGUGCGGCGGAGACGACCGCAAAUGUCACGAGGGAAAUGGAAAGAGAAACAAAUAACAGAACUGUGUUUAACGUGGCGCUGUUGAAUUACAUGGACCCCGCUGCAAUGAGCUACUUGAAAGAGGAGCCAUACUUUGGCAUGGGGAGGAUGGCGGUGAGCUGGCAUCACGAUGAGAACCUGGUGGAUCGCUCCCCGGUGGCGGUGUACAGCUACAGCUAUAAAGACACAGAGAGCUGCUCCGCGGAAGGGGACGAGAAACCAGUGUCUGGGCGGGACUGCACUGUGUGGCGUAUUGCUCUGAAGGUGGCCUGGGACAUCCACACUGCCGGCCUGGCACUGCCCCUCCACUCUGGUGACUGCUACUUUAUGCUUGAUGAUCUGAAUAUGACCCACCAGCACUGCGUCCUCGCUGGGGCCCGGCCCCGAUUCAGCUCCACACACCGCAUGGCAGAGUGCUCAGCCGGUACGCUGGAAUACAUUUUUGGCCGCUGUCAGGUUGCUCUGAACAACUUGCACAAAGACCCAAGCUCAGAACGGCCAUCGCUGGUUUCUCUGGAGGUGUCUGUUCUGAAACAAGCUGAAGAAAUUCAUAACGAGGUGGAGUUUGAAUGGCUCAGGCAAUACUGGUUUCAAGGCCGACGCUAUGCAAAGUUCAGCGACUGGUGGUGCAAACCCAUGGAGAGGCUGGAAGAGCUCUGGAGAGAAAUGGAGCUGAUGACCUGGCUCGUGCUUUGCACAGUGGAAGGUGAAGGAUGUCCUGCUGCAGACAGACGUGAGGCUGUGCAGGGUGUCCUCCCACUCCUGGAAGAGCGAAACCAGCUCCGGCAGCACUGGAGGGCCAGGUGCCAGUCCAGACUUGCCAAAACAUUACCAGCUGAUGAAGAACCUAUAUGCCACCCUUACUGGAGUGAUCACAACGCUUCUAUGCCAUUGCCAUUCGACCUGCAAGAAAUAUUAUCUCGCCUAGAGGACAUUGUGAGCCCCACAGGGCUUUGAAGAGUGGCACUGAAGCGGCUUCCUGCUGCGUGUGGGUCUGUCAGCCAGAAUGGAUUGCUGAAGACACCCGUCAGCAUGCUUUUAGACAAUACCCAUCAGCUCUGAAAGGGCUGUGCAGUGUGAGGCCAACAGAAACACUACAUUCUUACCUGCAGUCACAAUUCUAGGUUAAGUUAGUGGUUGAUUGAUACAAGAAAGAAAAACAAAAUGGUAAUGGCAGUAUGGCACUGCUAUAGACCUUUUUUUUACGAUUACACCAAAAGCAAUACAUGGUUACCGAUCCUUGCAUUUUAAAAGAAAUAAAUAAUAAUGAAAAAAAAUAUGACUAUAACUACAGGAGUGGCUGAUAGAGACCCAAGUGUGCUACAAGCUAGAACCGAAUUCAAGCACAGCCAGCAUCAAUGAGCAACGACUGCUAAAGCUGCAAUGUGAAGCUAUAUAUAACGUGGUUGAUGGUCCCUUGGUAUGCAACAGAUUGUCUGCAUAUCUUUCCCACUCUGCCCGAAACCAAAUGCGGAUUUGAGGAACAUGAAGUCCUGCUAAAAUCCUUUCACCUUUGUGUUAAUACUGGCAAGCUUAUGUCCACUCCAGCCACCCACAGCUGACCUCUUGUCGCUUUUAGGAUAUAUAGUUUGCAGAUCUGUAUCCUGUUACAAGUUGAGACAGAUACUCAUCUCUGCAAUCUGGUUUCUCAAAAGAAGCAAUUGGUUGACCAUCUGUGACAGUUAAUGACAGCCUCCCAGUAUUGAUUAUUUCAAAGCAUCUAAAAGCAAACAGUUGAGAAGCAUUGUUUCAUUGAUAAGGUCAAGUAACUGAUGUCCUUACUGAUAAAAGGUUCACUGUUAACUUGCUUACUGUACAGCACGACGCUGAUGAAGAACAUCACUUAUCAGCUGUGAACUGUGUCUGCAAAUCUGAAAAGCAGGAAUGUUUUAAACAAGAGCACUGUUCACUGCUUCCUAAUGAACAAGCUUGGCGCUACAGCCUUUACUGUGGUAUAGUGCAUUUAUGACCUCUUGGUUUGGACUCAUACUGAUACUCAUACUCUUACUCAACAAUGCACAAGAAAUAGCACAUUUAAUUUGCAUUUACAAAUGAAUCCCACAGCCCGCCUUUGAGACAGCCGUUGUGCUCAUUAUUGGUUGGGGCACUUGUUCCACAUGUCAUUGCAUUAUAUUCCUCUUGAAUUCAGAUUUAUCUUGGUAGACCGGAUGCCCCUCGCUUGUGGUGCAGUUGCCAACUCCAGUUUAGUCGUUUCUCCAUCUUCUCACCUAAGUGAUAAACAGAUUAUUUUCUGUGACGAGAGGUCCCUGUGGGGAUUUCCAAAGCAAACAAACACAAGAGUAUACAGGAAACGCACAAGGCUAUCAAAGUGAUUACUAAGUAAUGACACUACAGCUCUCUCCUGGGCUCUAUGGAGGAUGACGGUAUCUUGAUAUCUUAAUGAAUACCUAAAUAAUAAAAAGACAGGUCUCGUGGAAAUUGUAAUGCAGCACAAAGCCUAUUCUUGCUUUUGUUCAUUCUAAGGUGUAUCUGUUAUGAUAUAUAUCUCUUGCAAUCGAAUCUUUCAGAACUGUUACAGGAGUGACCAUAGCACUGACACAGGGUUAAUUAUACACAACAUUAAAGAUCUUAAACAGUUAGUGAUUACAAACAUGGUACUAUUGUUUCCAUUAAUGUUGACUUGUACCGGUGAGGAAUUUGGAACAUUAUCUGUUUACUGUGCAUGAAAUGAUAAACAUGGCAAAAAUAAGGUAUACUUGAGUGUUCAGGAAUGUGCAAUAAACAGAAAAAUACAAAAAUAAUACAGUACCCUCAUCUACCUGUAAGAACAAAAUCCAGUUGAAUUGUGUGGAGUUUAUUAUGAGUGUUAAACUUGCAUUGAAAUAUCUGUUGUACUUCAUAUACCAUUGAAGCACAAAAGAAACUGUAGCUCAGUGCGGUGCAGAGCAUUGCUCUCUGUAAUCACAGUGCUGUAGCUCAGUGCGGUGCAGAGCAUUGCUCUCUGUAAU